Messenger RNA from Chara braunii, 4753 nucleotides. The record is from the annotation of a GenBank genome assembly. Lineage: Eukaryota; Viridiplantae; Streptophyta; Charophyceae; Charales; Characeae.
CUGAGUGAGGAGUGAAGUAGCCAGUAAAUAAAAGGAAGAGGGUAGGUAAUUAAAAAAUAAAAUGAAAAGAAGGAACUAUCCGGAAAAAAAAAGAAAUAAAAAAAGAAGGAACUAUGCAGCCAGUAGUCAACAGGGCACUGCACACCAUAGCUGUAGGAAGGGGUGCAGUUGUCAGAUGCAUUUUCUUAUGCCUGUAGAGGGACUUAUGCAUGAAGUGGUGGAUGGAGAAGAAGAGCUGGAGCCCUCAAGUGGCUGGGGGUUUGCUGAUGUAAUCAAGACACUGGCUUUGAAGUCAGAGGAGGUGAUCUCCACGUACCAGCGUGACUUGCAAGAGUUCGGAUUUGGCCUGAAGAAGGAGACCGAGACAGUGGUUGAUGCCACAACUAACGUAAUCGCUGAUCUUCCACAGCAGCUUGCUGUUGGAGGACCAUCUUCUCAGCGUAGGAGAACGGAAGGCACAGAAACAGAUGAAGAUCCUGGGGGAGUUGAUGACAGGCAGCCUGUGCACAACACAUUAGAGGUUGCGGCGAAGACGGCAGGGGAGGUGGUAGAGGUUCUUGAGGAAUCGCUCGAGACUGUUGGGCAGACGAUUGAGGAUAUUGGGAGCUCAGUAUGGAAAGGAACAGCAGAGAUCUUCGCACAGGUUAGAGAAGCGGUGGCUCAGGUGGAAGAGGAGGCGGGGAAGAAUUCAAAGCUUGGUCGAAGCACGAGCACUACUAAUUUCGCGACAUCUGCAAUUACUCGUGGGUACCGCGGAGCCAUCUAUGGCGCUGGGCAGGUCAGUGGCAUGCAAAGGGACAGUGGGACUUACUGCGAUGAGCCAGAUGACGCAGAGGAUUACUCUGCAUGGAAGAGCACAUUCAGGCUUGUUGACAAGAAAGGUGACAUCGAUGCAUUGCUGAAGGAGAAUGCCUUCAUGCAGGAGCUUCAGUCACGAAUCGUGCCUUUGAUUGUGGAGUACGACACUUUCUGGACUCGUUACUUUUAUCGGCUGCACAAACUGCAGCAAGCAGAAGAUGCACGUGCUGACCUUGUGAAACGGGCCACUACAAACGAUGAGGAAGAGCUGAGCUGGGAUGUCGAUGAUGCAGAGACUCCAAAGGAAUCCCGCCCCGCGCAGGCAAGCACGUCUCAGAGCUCAGUAGCUGUGCUGCCUGCAGAAUCUGUAGUCUCUGAACACGAUGAAUCGGGCACCCUGACAAACGACGGUGGUGGGGACCACCAAGAUGGAGGUCAUUUUAAACAGUCUUCUGGGGAGCUGGUGCAAAGCGAGAGCAGACCAGUGUCUGUUGAGAAAGAUAUGAACAAGGUACAGGGGGCAGCCAGUGAGCAUGUAGCGGUUGGGUCAGGACUUGAAGGUGCGAGAGAGACGGCCGUUGCCCAGACAGCGAAACCAGAGGCCGCGAAUGUGAGUCCACGAGGUGCACCGCACGGUCAGGAUGUGCCAGAAGAAGUUGAUUCUAAAAGCGAAGCAAGUGGUGGGAGUGCGGAGAGCGACUGGCUUGUGGUAGAUGACAAAUCGGAGGGGAAAGCACCUUCCGACAAGGCCGGCAGCCCAUCGUGUGCAAUGGCUUCAGCAGGAAAGGUUGGGGGGGGGGGCGCAACCGCUGAAAGAGGGCCGGAAACGGCGAAAUUGGCGAUAAAAAAAGUCGACGAGCCUCAGCUAGAGGAAGUUGAUGAGCUUGCUAUGGAGGAGUUGGAAAUAGAUGACGACAAGUUGAAGCAGAUGGUUGACAGUGGGAAAUACGCGGGAUUGGCCAAGGCCGCCGCUACAGAUCCAAAACCUGAUAAAAAAGGAAGUGGAAACAACGAUGAUCAAGAAGAGGAUUGGGGAGAAUGGGAAUGAUCGACAACGCGUUAAUCCAUGCAAGGAGCUCAGGGCUAGUAGUACGUCUUCUGCUUUCUCAUGGAGCGGAACUGGAACGGACAGUUCAGGAGGGCGAUGAUGCCGAUGCACCCCCAUUUGCACGUAGAGCGUAAGCAUUGUUGUUUCCAGGAAUAUCGUAUUUGCUCAAGUGUUCUUCUGAAAGUGGAAAAUUAUGAAAAGCUCAUGGGUGCAGUUUGCGCAUUUCGUCCUCUUCUUUUCAAAAACAUCAGUGGGAAGAUGAGUGUCGGUGUCCGCGAUAUUGGCAUACUGUCAGCUUGCAGAGAUGGCAGACUCGGUUUCGAACUCAGGACUCAAUUGUACAGAAUAAGAACGGUUAUGCCGAAAGGCUGAAAAAACGAUGGCCCAACCGUUUAUCGGCAAGGACAAUGAUGCUGGCAAUCUUGUGCACAUCUGCAGUUGUUUGGAGACUGCAGCAUUCGGGACGGGGAACAUUAAUUGGCCCGUUUUGUGUUGGGAGAAAGGGGGAAGGAGAGAGAGGAGAAAGGGGGAAGGAGAGAGAGGUGUAAGGAAAGAAAAGGAAUAAGAAGGGGUUGUCUUCAUGGGGGUUUGCGCAGUGCUGAAGGCUAGAGUGCCGCCUUUCUUCAGUGUCGUUGAUGCGCAGGUAGUGAAGGGAUGCAAUUAGAAAAAGUGCACAUCUUCCACUAUGCUGCGCAUCUUCUACUUCUAAGCUACAUUCUAUUAGAUGAUGCACUUGGGUAUGUAAGGAGGAAGAACUGGGGAAGGAGUGUUGCAGAGUCAGGUAUAAGGAGGAAAAGAAGGUGGAAGGUGACCGUUCGGUGGUUUUUGAUGCGAUUUGAGCUUAUUAGCUGCUGUAGGAGGUGGAGUUGGUAUCCUACUAUCCUCUCUCUACGAGACGUGCGGAUAUGCAUCUUAUGGUAUGGGCAUCAAUGGAUGAUUAGAAAGGGACCAAGGUGCUUCUGUGAAAGUGUUUUGAUGAUGAUGUUGCGAGGAGAUAGCACGAGUUGCUUGCUGUUACACGACAUUGCUGGUUAAGAAUGUUCCUGGCGUGAGGUGGUUUCGAACCCUAUGAUGUUCCGUGACUUCCGUCAAUGGAUGAUUAGUUUUUAUGUUUUUCAUGAAUCUGAACACAAAGGCAACAAAUGUGCUUCUGAAAAAGUGAGUUGGUGAUGGUUGCUCAGCACAGUUUAGGAAGGAGUCUGGUGUGCCGGUGAUUGAUGUCGAGAAGUGAUUGACGUGGAGAACUGGUUAUAGGCCUCGCUCCACGACUCUCGCGAUGCACAAAAGACAAGAAAUAUGGCGGUGUAUCUUUGCAUAUGUUCUAGCGGAAGAUUUGUUCUCAGUUUGCACAUUCGGUGAGUUGUGGAGCGAGGCCCUAUGUAUUCCGUCGAGAUGGACAUCGAGGGCGCAAAGGUUCAUAUGGAAAUUACGACGACAUCAUGAGAAGAUCUAUCCGUACCGCUUCGUUUCACUUUCCUUUAAUGUGGUUGUUAUAGUGGCGAGGAAGAUGCUGUGGACAUUUCUCUCUUGUGUAGAGGAGAACCUAUUUGAUAAGAUCUCGUCGGUCAAAUGUCGAAUGGAGGGUGCGAACUCUUUAGUCUUGCUUUGGAAAGAGACACCACGUUGUUAUUGUGACUUCAAUGAUAUCUGGAAUGUGGAACGUUACGGUAGGGGGAACGUGACUUGAAAGGACCGUCUGGUGAAAUUUGAAGUACGCUGACUCACUGAAAGUAUCGGGGAAGCAUGAGUGUUGCAGGUGAUCAUCUGCAGGCGAUUUGAUGCAGAUCAAUGGUUUGCCUAGAUGGAUGGAUAUAUGCCUUAAUGGAUUAAUGGUGAGGUGGAGAAGGGUAACAGUGGGGUUGAACUUCACUAGAAGAGGUACGUGGGGGACGCGCAAUCAAACAAUCAGGUGCAGUUCAGCUCUGUGAAUCUCAAGUCAUAUAUGAGCAACCAUUUUCAGUGCGAAUAGACGGUGGACGACGCGUGGAUCGUUAAUGAAGUGAUGCGGUCGCAUUUGGGAUAAGGCACAAGAUGGCGAAGAGGUUUUCAGAUGGUCGACCGCGUCGCGCCUGAGAAAGCACACAGGACGUCAAGAGGUUUUCCUAUUCCCCCAUGCUGCGGCUCAAGAAGGUGGGUGAUGAUGGGGUGAAUACUCUCGUCAAGCGGCGUGGGUCAUCAGGGGAGAGACUUUGCCUUGGCUUCUGCGCAGCGACAGCUUUCGUUGAAGUGCCUCUCAGCAAUCUGGAACUCUAUGUGGAAAAGGAGUCUGGGAAGGGCGGCAAAUCUUCAAUUGCCAUGUUCUUCUUUUUGUACAUAAUGUGGUUGGAAAGUGUGGUCCCCACGAGUCGGUGGCUCUUUUUAUUCUUCAAAAAAGCUCGUGUGUGAUGCGUAAGAUUGCGUGUGAGUCGGCGUGAUGGAUUUCAAAGUUGAAUGGGUAUUUCUGAUUUUAUGCGCGUGCGGCGUUAUGCACAGACAUAAGUUGUUGCAUUUGGUAGGUUUCUCCAUGGCCACCACCCCCAAAUUGCAGAUGGUCUAAGAUCCUGGUACAUAUUCUGAGUGUAAAGAACUCCACUCUCAGCUCAUGUAUGUGAACAGACACAGGUUGUUGCAUCUUUCAGAUUCUUCGACGUCCCAUGCCGAAUUGCAGAUGGUGCAAAAUGCUGCAAAUAAUUUAAUAAUCCGAGGAAAUAACUCUGUGCUGUAUACGGCUCAAAUUUUAUGAUGCUUCUUUCUUUUCAGUACUUGGAAGUGGCGAAUUUGUGCUGACGGUUUCUUUCCUCCAAAUUGCAGGAGGUACUCGCAGUUUUGUACCUCUUGCCGGUACCCUUCAGUUGAUGCUAGGCCCAGAAAACUCGGCAAAUGACUGGAGAAGGAGAUCCAGCCUGCAAAUCUCAAUCUCCUUUAAGC